Parnassius apollo (apollo) is the source of this 1962-nucleotide messenger RNA. NCBI's taxonomy places the organism in Eukaryota, Metazoa, Arthropoda, Insecta, Lepidoptera, Papilionidae. The record is from the annotation of a GenBank genome assembly.
AUGAAUACUGUUACUUCUAAAUCUUUAGAAACACAGUUAGCUUUACAACAGCUCACACGACUGAAAAAUAGUAAAAAGAAAAGGAGAACAGAGACAGAAAAAAUAACAAAAACAAAAAAAAUUGAAAAGAAAGAAGAAAGUAAAUCUGAUAGCAUUAUUAAUGUUUUAGUAAAGGAUUGGGAUGAUGAAGAAACUUCAGAAACAGACAAGUCUGCUAAAUUGCUUAAAGAGACUGACUCCCUUUUGAAGUCCUCUGAUGAACUUAAGGAAGUCCAAAUAGCAGUAACAACUAAGGAAGAAUUGAUAAGAACUUCCAUUGAUUCUGCGACAAGUGAAGAUCACAGCCAAAAAUCUAAUAAGAGUGGAGAUGAAGGUCAACCACAAAGAAGAUUAGGGAGAAUCAUUAAAAAAAAGGUAAUUUUUGAUCCAGAUAAUCCUGACACAUUUACAAAAAGUAAAGCUGUCAGUAAGAAUAAGGAAAUAAACACUGAAAAAGAGUCUCCACCAUAUAAGAAAGGAAAGACUGAUUUAACUAUAGUGAGAUCGAAGUCAAAGUCUCCUAUAUCUAAGUUGCAAUGGAAGAAGCCAUCACCAAAAAAUGUAAAGCAAAAUAAAAGGUUAUCAGAGGUUGAUAGGCUUCUGAUGGAUGAAGGUGCUGUCAAUAUGAUAUACCAGCUAACUCCAGAAGCUCCAAAGGGUAAGAAGAAUGUAAGAACCAAAGCAGAAUUUAUUAAAAAGAUUCAAAGCUCUACUCCUGAAAGCAAAGAAAUGAAGUUCCGGGAACGAAAGAAAGAUUCAUCUAAAUAUGAAGAUGGAGAGGCAAAAAAGAUUUUAAGUGGAAAGCACAGAGCAUCUUUAAGCAGUUCUGUAAAGUCUCCAUCUGUUUGUGAGGAUUUUGAGACUCAUAGUGCAGAUGAUUCAAUUAUAUAUCGACGACAUUCAUCUAGUUCCUAUUCCAGCACUUGUAUGAGUCCUAGGCGGCUUAGUGAUGUAGAUUCAGGUGGCACACAAAACACUGCAAGGACUUCAAUAAUAGUAGAAAAGGGAAACAAAACUUCAGAUGAUAAUAAAAAACAAACAUCAGACACAUUUAUGGCCGAUCCUAUAAAUAUAACUAACAGUGAAAUUAUUAAUAGGGAUGAUUGCUUAUCUAUUAAGGAAAAGCUUAACUCAAAAUUAUCCCUUGCCUUGAAUAAACGAAAACGAGAAAACAGCAAAAAUGAUAAGCCACCAAAGCAAAAGAAGAAAGGACCUAGAUAUAACAUUGAGGUUCUUAAGGAAUUUGAACAAGCCCUAAUAUAUGUUGAUGGAAGAAAAGACAUAUCAGUAACAUUGGUUACAUCUCAAUGUGGCACGUUGUGCUCGUCAUUAGACUUUAGACCUCUAUUGGAAGAUGAUGAGAAAAAGAGGGCUACAAAUGCAUUUGAAAUUGCUGAUUCAGUAAGGUCUCUGCUUGGUACUGUGGAGCAACACAGCAAGCUGCUGUGUGCGGGCGUGUGGGGCGCGUGCUCGGGCGUGGCCCUGGCGCUGGUGGCGCGCAGCGACGUUGCGCUGGCGGCCGAGGGCGCCACCUUCGCGCUGGCCGCCGAGCCGUGCCGCGCGAUGCAGCCUGGCCUCGCCGCCAUCACGCCGCCCUGUAGCAUGCUGCCGCACUCACUGAUAAACGAUCUGGUUGUGUUUGGGCGGCGGAUUACCGCUUCAGAAGCUCAGCAAGGGGGACUGCUGAGCCGCUGCUUGUGGCCUGACCGCGUCCCGGAACAAUUGCGAGCCAUCGCCAAAAACAUCGCCGCGCAACCGCAGCCGAACAUUUUGUUGAAGAAGCAGUUGCUGGGUAUCAGAAAGAGUGAUGAAUUCCUGUCGACAUUCCUGUCUUGUCUCGAGACUGAGCGAGAUUUGUUAGUCGACUAUUGGACUUCUGUAGAAGGCCAGGAGUUGCUUCGAGCUGAUCAAGACCCCGUAUAA